AGCAGUUCAGAGAGAACACGUUUGACAACGUAGAGAGCGUUUAGUGUGUUUUUCCCCAGUUUGAGGGUUCGUUAUGAAGACGUUUGACAAGUUGAGAAGUUGUUUGAGAACUCGCUACCAAGUCCAGAACAACACUGUAAGUUAGAGAUGAGGCUAGAGACAGUGAGUUUUAUUAUCAAAUACAAAUAGUAUGAAAACACUGGCCUGUGACAAACAUGUAUCUUGCACCGUAACACGUUGAAUGUCAUUACAGGGGAUCAGUCAAUGAAGGAUUUGCCAAGUUACAGCAGCCUUCUAUCCAUCACAAGCUUUUGGCCUGAACGCAGACAUGAUUGCUCUCAGCAGAAGAUUACUCACUUCCAUCUUCUCAGUUCAGAGGAACAAGUCAGCGUCAUUUGCAAGGUAACCACAACAGUUCUUUCACAGCGGCCUGUCCUGCAGCAUCCCAAUGAACAACUACUGUACGACCCGUAUGGGAAUUUUUUUCAUGAGCAGAUCAACAAUGCCAAGGUUACCUCACGAAGAUCCGGGUGCCUCAAGCGUCUCUACCUUCUUGGGAGGGAAAUGAAAUAGACAACUAUGUCGUGACUGUACCACGCAUCGCGAGCUCAGGAACGUCACAAAUCAAGAGCAGCAUUUGGAAGCAACAAAGAGGACAUUUAAACUGUGUGUACUCAGAUACAUAGCUUUGUUUCGGUUACUUAGUUAGUAGUUACAAGCAUAUGCUGCCUUGCGCGUUAGAAAAAUGUAUUAAAAUUGCCUUUGUAGUAAGCUGUGUAUUUUUAUAGGGACACGCUACAUCAGACAUCAGCUCUGGAUUCAUGGUGUAAAAAUCUGAUACUAACACGGCAAAUUUUGAACUGUAAUUUUGAAAAUUUAAUUUCUCAUCAUGAGAAAAUGAUUAAAUUGCUUGUAAUUUGUAACAAAAGUUAUAGAUAAAACUUAACAUUUCAAGCGAAAAUGUGCUGUGGAUGUGCAAGCUAUCGUUCCUAUCUUUUUUAGUGUGGAAGCUGACAGGACUUGUGCGUACAAAAAUUCCCUAUGGAUCUUCGGGGCAAUCUCAGAAACGACAUUAUAUUAAUUCGCUUGUAUCUGUAUGUUGAUAUAUGCAUAGUUUGCUACAAGUGCUCUUAUUUGGGCACACCAGUGCCACACCUUACCUUUUUGGCUUCAACUUCUGAAUUCAAUUCGACUUGCCUUUUAAUAU
Molecule: messenger RNA, 1207 nt
Organism: Ornithodoros turicata
Lineage: Eukaryota; Metazoa; Arthropoda; Arachnida; Ixodida; Argasidae
Exons: 4
Coding region: 265-573 (102 amino acids)
Source: RefSeq, a predicted model, not a curated record